Molecule: messenger RNA, 2715 nt
Organism: Drosophila nasuta
Lineage: Eukaryota; Metazoa; Arthropoda; Insecta; Diptera; Drosophilidae
Gene: casp
Product: Fas associated factor casp
Exons: 14
Coding region: 102-2240 (712 amino acids)
Biological process (GO): ERAD pathway
Cellular component (GO): endoplasmic reticulum; nucleus
Molecular function (GO): ubiquitin binding
Source: RefSeq, a predicted model, not a curated record
AACAGGCGAAUGUUUUUUACAUCAGACUUGUCGUUAGUCGUUUCUUUGUGAAAAAUUAGUAGUACUUUAGUUUUAAUUCGAAAUACCAAUUAAAUACACUAAUGUCGGACAACCAGGACAAAGAAGAAACAUUGGCCAGUUUCCAGAAUAUAACUAACAUCGAGGAUGUGGGUGAAGCCUUUUCGCAUCUGGAAGCUGCAAAUUGGGAUCUUGUGGAAGCACUCAGCCGUGUAAUACCACAAGAUGAUGCGCCGUUGGCGAAUUUGAGUCCCAAUACCAAUCCCAUACAUCAUCAUCCGCCCGAGGCGAUCGCACAAGAUGCCCAAGUAUCUCCAGCAGCUGCAGUUGGCGCUGGAACAGGAGCAGCACAUCCCAAUGCCAAUCUUAAUACCAAUCUGAAUGCACAACAAGCAGCAAACACCAAUGGGUUUAGGCCAUUCAAUUAUGAUGAGAUGCCAGGACCAUCGCAGGGAGCACGCAUGUUUCCAAGUAAGUUAAGAAAGACCCAGCUGACGUCGAGCAUCAACUUGGAUCCCUCAAGGCAGAACAACAACCAGAACAUCUUGGUAUUCAACAUACACUUUAAUCAGCAAAUUUAUCAGAUACGCAUACAAUCGCUGGCGACUGUCGAACAACUGAAGCGAAAGAUCUUUGAUGUGACCAAUGUACCACAAUGUCGCCAAGCCUUACGUGGCUGGCCACCGUCCAGAGCUAGUGAAGCUCAGCUGUCCGAGACGCAGCUCUGCAAUUUGGGCCUGGCGCCAGAGAAUGAGCUCAUACUUGUGGAUCUAACCGAUGAUGGUUUCAUGGAUACCGAACAAGAUGAGAGUACACAGCGCUUGGAUAAGAUAUUCAAGCUGCACAUUGUGGUGGAACCGGAGGGACGUCGCACUACAUUGAGUAUAGAGGGUAAAACAACAAUCGAGGAGCUGAAAACAAAAGUUUACUACAUUACCAAUACGCCAGUGCGGCAUCAGGAAUGGUCCGGCUGGCCCAGCGGUUGUGAUAACGAAACCACUCUGGCGCAAUCGGGCAUUGAACAGAAUCAUGAGUUUGUGGUGCGCAAUAUUGCGGAUCGCGUGCAAAACAAUUCCAAUGCAUUGAACAGCUCGGAUGUCGUCAAUCUGGACAGCGAAAGCUCUGCGGAUGAGUUUGAGGAUGCUACAGACUUCAACAAUUCGGAAUACAUAUUCACAGAUUCGCCACCCGUGCAGCCAUUGAACAGGCAUCUGAUUAGCAACAAUACGAACGAUGAGACGAGCGGCUCGGCACAAUUUGUGGAGAACUAUAGAGCACGCUUUGGUGAGCCACAUGCUGACUUCUUCAUAGGCAGCUUAGAGGAUGCACUGCGACUGGCCUGCCACAAGCCCGCCAAGGAGCGCAAACUGUUGGCUAUCUAUUUGCAUCAUGGCGAGAGUAUUCUGACAAAUGUAUUCUGUGAUCAUCUCAUGAAGGACGAGGGCAUCAUUUUGACAUUUCGCGAGAAUUUCGUGCUCUAUGGCUGGGACAUGACGUACGAGAGCAACAAGGAUAUGUUCCUGUCGUCACUGACGGCCUGCAUCAAUAGCAACGCUUCAUUGACGGCCAGAAAUAUCAAGCUAGACAAGCUGCCCGCCAUUAUGCUAGUCGGCAAGAGUCGCAUGAUGGGCCGGCAGACAUGCGAGGUCUUAUCUGUGAUUCAUGGCAACAUUGGGCUGGCUGAUUUGCAGUCGCGGCUCCUCGAUACUACAGUGAUGUACGAGGAACAGCUGCAGGGCGAGAUACGCGAGGAAAACGAACGUGCGGCACGCGAUCUGGUUAAGGCCGAGCAGGACAUGGCAUACGAGGAGACGCUUCAAGCCGACAUGGCCAAAGAGGCAGCGAAGCGUCAAAAGGAAUUGGCCCAAGCAGCCGAGCGCAAACGCAUUGAAAGCGAGCGUGCCGAAGAAGAUGCUAGACGUGAAUCCAUCAGAUUAGUGGCUAAGCAAUCAUUACCUCAGGAGCCUGCCGAGCAUGAAGCAAACAUUUCCAAAAUACGCGUGCGCAAGCCAACUGGCGAUCACCUGGAGCGUCGCUUCUACACACGUGACACACUCCAGGACCUGCUAAACUUUGUGGCGGCCAAUGGCUUUCUGAUCGAUGAGUACAAAGUGUUUAGCGGCUGGCCACGUCGUGAUCUGACCGCCAUCGAAGCGAGCCAAACGCUUGAGAGCCUCAAGCUGUAUCCGCAGGAAACUGUCAUAUUGGAGGAACGAUUUUGAUUUGCAUUCUUAUCGAUGAUCGUUUUACGGAUGUUCGUUUUAAGAGUUUCGUUUUCAUUUUGGAUUUAAGAUACGUGAAAGAGAACUAGUGUUUUAUGUUCAAUCACAAUAACCACAACAACAAACAACCGGAACAACAAACACUUUUACGCCGAAUUGGACUGUAGUUUUAUGAGCAAACAUUUUUUACGAAAUCGAGUUUAGGUUCGAGCAGAUUAGCAGCUAUAAAUAUAUAUAUAUAUAUAAAUACACACACACAUAUACAUUUAGAUUAGCACCAACUGCGAUUUAUGUUGCCACCCCCAACAAACAAACAAACACACACAACACAACUAUAUCCCCCAUUCAACCCCUAUACACACACACACACCCGUAACUGGUAGCGUUAGUUAAGCAUUCAAGAGAUGAAAGAAAGGCAUUUAAGUUGGCUUUGUUUUACUUUAUCAAUAAUAAAUUAUAUAACAUGUACUGAAAA